AUGGGACUCGAUCAAAACGAUCUAGAAAUGACGAACGAUGAGCAUUUCGUUGACAAGCAAAAGCUUACAGCUCCUAUAAAGUCUACAGCAGAUAAAUUCCAGCUCGUUCCCGAGUUCUUGAAGGUGAGAGGACUUGUGAAGCAACACCUGGAUUCAUUCAAUUACUUCGUCAAUGUUGGGAUUAGAAAGAUCAUUCGUGCAAAUUCUCGUAUACAAUCCACUCUCGACCCAAAGAUUUACCUAAGGUUUUUGGAUAUCAGAAUUGGUGAACCCUCGGUUUUAACCGUUAGUGGGGCGGAUAAAAUCAAUCCACACAUGUGCCGAUUAGGAGACACGACAUAUGCUGCUCCAAUAUAUGUUAAUAUAGAGUAUGCUCAUGGAAGUAAUGGACAAGUAUCACACAGUUUCAAGAAGGACGUAAUUAUCGGAAGGAUGCCUAUUAUGCUGCGGAGUUGCCUCUGUGUAUUACAUGGAAAAGAUGAAGAGGAACUUGCAAGAUUAGGUGAGUGCCCACUUGAUCCUGGAGGAUAUUUUGUCAUCAAAGGAACUGAGAAGGUGUUAUUGAUACAAGAACAACUUUCAAAGAACAGAAUUAUCAUCGAUUCUGAUAAAAAAGGGAACGUAAAUGCAUCUGUCACAAGCAGCACUGAAAUGACGAAAAGCAAAACAGUUAUUCAGAUGGAGAAGGAGAAGAUAUAUUUAUUUCUUCAUCAGUUUGUAAAAAAGAUUCCAAUUAUAAUUGUCCUAAAAGCUAUGGGAAUGGAGAGCGACCAAGAGAUCGUUCAAAUGGUUGGAAGGGAUCCCCGUUUUAGCGCAUCACUGUUACCUUCUAUCGAGGAGUGUAUUAGUGAAGGUGUGCAUACACGACAACAAGCACUGGACUAUCUCGAGGCAAAGGCGAAAAAACAAUCAUACACUACUCCAUCUGAAAAGGACGGAAGAGCUCUAUACAUUCUCAGAGAGUUAUUCCUUGCACACGUGCCUGUACGUGACAACAAUUUUCGUCAAAAAUGUUUCUAUGUCGGGGUGAUGUUGAGACGAAUGAUUGAAGCAAUGUUAAACAAAGAUGCCAUGGAUGACAAGGAUUAUGUUGGUAACAAGAGAUUGGAGUUAUCUGGGCAACUAAUAUCUCUUCUCUUUGAGGAUUUGUUCAAAACGAUGAUCACUGAAGCCGUUAAAAAAGUGGAUAUGAUUCUUCAAAAAACUAGCCGCUCAAGCCGAUUUGAUUUCUCACAAUCUCUUGCUGGAGACAAGCAUCAUAGUAUUACUUAUGGAUUAGAAAGAACCCUUUCAACGGGAAAUUUCGAUAUUAAAAGGUUCAAAAUGCAUAGGAAAGGCAUGACACAGGUCUUAACAAGGUUAUCUUUUAUUGGGAGUAUGGGGUUUAUUACGAAAAUUUCGCCACAGUUUGAAAAGUCCAGGAAAGUAAGUGGGCCUAGAUCUUUGCAACCUAGCCAGUGGGGUAUGCUCUGCCCAUGCGAUACCCCAGAAGGCGAAGCUUGUGGGCUUGUCAAGAACUUGGCUUUAAUGACUCAUGUCACAACAGAUGAAGAGGAAGGCCCAUUGGUUGCUAUGUGCUACAAAUUGGGUGUCACAGAUCUGGAAGUAUUAUCCGCAGAGGAGCUGCAUAGUCCAGACUCAUUUUUGGUCGUAUUCAAUGGGCUAAUACUUGGCAAACAUAGAAGGCCACAGUACUUCGCCAAUUCACUUAGAAGGCUACGUAGAGCUGGGAAAAUUGGCGAGUUCGUUAGUGUGUUCAUAAACGAAAAGCAGCAUUGUGUUUACGUUGCUUCUGAUGGUGGGCGGGUGUGUCGACCACUUGUUAUAGCAGAUAAAGGAGUAUCAAGAGUUAAACAGCACCACAUGAAGGAAUUACAGGAUGGGGUUCGCACUUUUGAUGACUUUAUUCGUGAUGGCUUGAUCGAGUAUCUUGAUGUCAAUGAGGAAAAUAAUGCAUUGAUUGCUUUAUACGAAAGAGACGUUGCUAUGGAAAUGGCAGAAGCAGCAAAAACGAUAGAAGAUGCAGAAGCAGUAGAAAAAAAAGCAGCAAAAGCAGUAGAAGCGGCAAAAGCAGCAGAAGCGGCAGAGGCAACAAAAACGGUAAAAGCUGCAGAAGCAGUAAUAGAAAAAGCAGCAGAAGCAGCAGAGGCGGCAAAAGUAGCAGACGCCGUAAAAGCAGCAGAAGCGGCAAAAGCAGCAGAAGCAGAUAAAAUAAUGGCAGAGACAACCCACAUUGAGAUUGAACCUUUCACCAUCUUAGGUGUUGUUGCUGGUCUUAUCCCCUACCCUCACCAUAAUCAGUCACCUAGAAAUACUUAUCAGUGUGCUAUGGGAAAACAAGCUAUGGGAAAUAUUGCUUACAACCAGUUAAACCGGAUGGACACAUUGCUUUACCUAUUGGUGUAUCCUCAGCGACCCCUUUUGACAACAAGGACAAUUGAAUUGGUUGGAUACGACAAACUUGGAGCAGGUCAAAAUGCUACAGUUGCUGUGAUGAGUAAUACUGGAUACGACAUUGAGGAUGCAAUAGUGAUGAACAAAUCUUCCUUGGAUCGUGGUUUUGGCCGCUGCAUCGUUAUGAAAAAACUUGUUGCUACGUGCCAAAAGUAUGUGAAUGAUACAGUAGACAGAAUACUCAGGCCACAAAGAACAGGCCCAGAUGCAGAAAAGAUGCAGGUACUGGAUGAUGAUGGAAUUGCUUCUCCAGGGGAAAUUAUUAGACCGAAUGAUGUCUAUAUAAAUAAACAGAUCCCUGUGGACACAAGAGAAAACAUUAAAGGCCCCCUAUCUGAUAGUCAGUAUCGUCCGGCCAGAGAGUAUUUCAAAGGUCCUGAAGGGGAAACACAAGUGGUCGACAGAGUUGCUAUCUGUACUGAUAGGAACGGUCACUUAUGCAUCAAAUAUAUUAUCCGACAUACUCGUCGACCAGAGCUUGGCGACAAGUUCAGCAGUAGGCAUGGGCAGAAAGGUGUAUGUGGUACAAUCGUUCAGCAGGAAGAUUUUCCAUUUUCCGAGCUUGGAAUUUGCCCUGAUUUGAUCAUGAAUCCUCAUGGUUUUCCAAGUCGUAUGACAGUAGGUAAGAUGAUAGAACUCCUUGGAAGUAAGGCUGGAGUUAAUUGUGGUAGAUUUCACUAUGGUAGUGCUUUUGGAGAAAGAAGUGGUCAUGCUGACAAAGUUGAGACUAUAAGCGCCACCCUUGUGCAGAAGGGGUUUUCCUACAGUGGGAAGGACGUGUUAUACUCAGGUCUCAGUGGCGAGCCAUUACAAGCAUACAUCUUUAUGGGGCCAAUAUAUUACCAGAAACUGAAACACAUGGUCCUGGACAAAAUGCAUGCGCGAGGGAGUGGACCUCGUGUCAUGAUGACAAGACAGCCUACUGAAGGGAAAUCUAAAAAUGGAGGUUUACGAGUGGGAGAAAUGGAACGAGAUUGUCUGAUUGCAUACGGAGCCAGCAAUUUGAUCUAUGAGCGACUCAUGGUUUCUAGUGAUCCUUUUGAAGUUCAGGUUUGCAGAGCUUGCGGUUUAUUGGGAUAUUACAACUACAAGCAGAAGAAGGCAGUUUGUUCAACUUGUAAAGAUGGCAGUAACAUUGCUACUAUGAAACUCCCAUACGCAUGCAAGCUCCUCUUCCAGGAACUCCAGUCGAUGAAUGUUGUUCCUCGUCUCAAACUGGAAGAGGCUUCUUGA
Microthlaspi erraticum is the source of this 3687-nucleotide messenger RNA. NCBI's taxonomy places the organism in Eukaryota, Viridiplantae, Streptophyta, Magnoliopsida, Brassicales, Brassicaceae. The record is from the annotation of a GenBank genome assembly.